AUUCGUCAAUUUCAUAAUGACCGCCACCAUUGCGAUAUUCUACUUUAAAUUAGUCUUGAGAACAACAGAAUACGAAUCGUUAAAAUAACAUUUUCCCAUUGCAGGUGGAGGUGUAUGUUGUAAAAGUUAUGGUUUGGGCUCGAGCUGUUACCGUAACGAUCACAAACUGGAAUGAACUCUUGUUUCAGACUCUCAGUUAUACAACGUUGCAGUCACCACUAACAUGUAUAAUUUUUAUAUAUUUAGGGACGUAUGAAAAGGAAAAUAUGCACCAUAAAGCUUGAAGACAAUGCGUUUCUAUUCGAGGUAGCGGUAUGUAUUAUGACAAUUACGGUAAUAGCUGUGUUCUCCACGGUACCGUAAUUAUCCCAAAAUGAAAUCAACGUUUAUUUUAAACUCUCACUUAUACCCUUUAAUAGUAAUUAUUCAUUAAUUGAAUAUUUUCAAACGUUUAAUAAGCUAUUAAUAACAAAAUAUGUGCGAUAAAGCUUGAAAACAACACCUUUCCAUUCAAUUCUUGCGCGUGUAUUUGUGACAUGUACGGUAAAAUCUGCUCGCCAGUUGUGUUCACGGCCUUCCCACAACACAAGGCAACGUCUCAUGGUUCAUUCAAGCCAAACGCACAACAUUUGACGGGUUAAAGCGACGGACACUCAUCCGAGGCGGUGGAAUUACGGAGCCCGGUGGAUCCACGCUUACUUACCGAUCGUUGGCACCAGCUAGCUUGUCAUGGCGGACGUCAGCGAAGUUUUGAUGUCGGUUUUGUCCACAAUUCGGGUGCCGAAGCCCGGGGACCGCGUCCACAAAGAUGAAUGCGCCUUGUCAUUUUCCUCCCCGGAAAGCGAAGGAGGGUUGUAUGUAUGCAUGAACAGCUUCCUGGGCUUUGGAAGCCAGUAUGUGGACAGGCACCACGCUCGGGCUGGGCAGAGGGCUUACUUGCACAUUACCAGGACUCGGAAGGCCAAGAAGGAAGACGACAGUAACUCUGGAUCAGGACACCCGCCCAAGAAGAAGCCCACCAGAUUGGCGAUAGGGAUUGAAGGUGGUUUUGAUGUAGAGCAAGAGCACUAUGAGGAAGAAUACAAGGUUGUCAUCUUUCCUGACAAACAGGAAGUCACAACAGAGGACCUUGGAGCCAUGCCUGAUGUUGUCAAAGAGAGGGUGUCCUUGUCAAUGGCAGGCAUCAUCGCCGCCGACUCGGUGUCUCACACCUUGCAAGUGCAACAGUGGGAUGGGGAGGUGAGACAGGAGUCGCGAUAUGCCGCCGACCUCAAGCAGCUUGACAAUGGCGUCAAGAUCCCUCCCAGUGGCUGGCGGUGUGAAGUGUGCGGUCUCCAGGAAAAUCUCUGGAUGAACCUGACGGACGGCAAGGUGCUUUGCGGUCGCAAGUACUUUGACGGCUCGGGCGGCAACAAUCACGCCCUCCUCUACUUUCAAGAGACGGGAUACCCGCUGGCGGUCAAACUUGGAACCAUCACCCCAGACGGAGCAGAUGUUUAUUCUUACGAUGAGGAUGACAUGGUGCUAGACUCCAAGUUACCAGAGCAUCUUUCUCACUUUGGCAUCGACAUGAUGACUAUGGAGAAAACCGAGCGGACCAUGACAGAGCUGGAGAUUGCCGUGAACCAGCGCGUCGGGGAGUGGGAGGUCAUCCAAGAGUCCGGGACCACUCUGCGUCCGCUGUUUGGCCCCGGCCUGACGGGCAUGAAGAACCUGGGCAACAGCUGCUACCUCAACUCUGUCAUGCAAGUGCUCUUCACCGUUCCAGACUUCCAGAGCAAGUAUGUGUCCAACAUUGACAAAAUUAUUGACGGGGCUCCAAGUGACCCCACUCAAGACUUCAAAACCCAAGUAGCCAAACUGGGCUACGGCCUGUUGUCGGGUAAAUAUUCCAAACCAGCGCCGGAUCCUGGCGAUGAAAAUAGUGCAGCUGAGUCCAAGGUAAGGGGCGAGGGGGGAGGCGGGGGAGCUGUUUGCUGUUGUCUAUUUGAUCAUGCAUUUUCCAAUAUUUUUUCACAGGAUUACCAAAUCGGCAUAGCACCAAGAAUGUUCAAAGCACUUGUUGGGCGGGGCCACCCAGAGUUCUCCACCAAUCGACAGCAGGAUGCUCAGGAAUUUCUAUUGCACUUCAUAAACAUGGUGGAGAGAAACUGUCGCUCAGGGCCCAACCCUUCUGAAGCCUUCAGGUUCUUAGUGGAGGAGAGGAUUGUUUGUCAGCAGUCCCAGAAGGCCAAGUACACACAGCGAGUGGAUUACAUCAUCCAGCUUCCCGUGCCCAUGGACCAAGCCAUCAACAAAGAUGAGCUGCAGGAGGCGGAACGGCAACGUGAAAACGGUGACUCGACUGCCACGCCCGUGCGAGCACAAAUUCCCUUUGCGGUUUGCAUGGCGGCCCUCAGCGAACCUGAACUCCUUACAGACUUCUGGAGCUCCGCUGUGCAGACCAAGACCACUGCCACCAAAACAACCCGCUUUGCCUCAUUUCCUGACCACCUGGUUAUCCAGAUAAAGAAGUUCACAUUUGGCCUUGACUGGGUCCCCAAGAAACUUGAUGUGAGCAUCGAUGUCCCCGACACGCUGGACCUGAGUGCGCUUCGUGCGUCAGGGCAACAGCCGGGAGAGGAGCUCUUACCAGAGGUGGCCCCGCCCCCACUCAUGACCCCUGAUGUGGAGGUCAAAGCUCCGGUGCUGGACGACUCCACCGUUUCGCAGCUGUGCGACAUGGGAUUCCCCUUGGAAGCGUGCAGGAAAGCCGUUUACUACACUGGGAACACCGGCAUUGACUCUGCCAUGAACUGGGUGAUGGGCCACAUGGACGAUCCAGACUUCUCUGCCCCCUUGGUAUUGCCCGGCUGCAGUGGCGGAACCACGCCGACGAUGGAGAACGUCUCCGAGGAGCACCUUGCAACCAUCGUCUCAAUGGGCUUCAGCCGAGAACAGGCAACCAAAGCGCUUCGAGCAACGAGCAAUACCCUGGAGCGAGCCGUGGACUGGAUUUUCUCACACCUGGAUGACCUGGAGUCCAUGGAGGUGUCAGAAGGAGGCCGCUCGGCCGCCGACAGCGAGGCCGCUCGGGAACCUCCUCCCGGGCCUUGCGUCAGAGACGGACCAGGCAAAUAUGAACUGUUUGCCUUCAUCAGCCACAUGGGCACGAGCACAAUGUGCGGCCACUACGUCUGUCACAUCAAGAAGGAUCAGCAGUGGGUCAUUUUCAACGACCAGAAGGUGUGCGCCUCCGAGAAACCUCCCAAGGACCUGGGGUACCUCUACUUCUACCGGCGGAUGUCGGAAUGAGAGCGAGGGGCUGCUGCUGCACUUUUUGGGGGGUGACAGUGGCGAGUGUGGAUGUUAACACACACACACACGCACACAGCUUUUAUUGCCGCACACACUUCCCUGCAAGCUCUUUGAAAGAAAGGCCCAGACCUAUGUCAUAAUUGUAAAUACUCUGACUGCUCGCUAUUUGGCUGAGGUUGUUGUUUUUUUAAUUGGUGGUUUUUUUUUUUUGUUUUUUUUUUUCAAGCCAUGUUUUCUAAGUAAAUCCUUCACGAGAUAAACUCCCACAUUAGGCCUCACACUACGUCUAAUAUUCCAUACCUUCUAUUGGUUUACAUUUGCAUGACUGCCCCCCACCCCCCACCCCCCGGCCCCCCUUGAAAAGUACAGCACACUUCCUCCAAACCCUGCCCUCGCCUUCUCACGAUUGGACAAAACUGGAGCCAAGUCAGUCUCGGUCCAUUCAGAGGGAAAAUGUGUCAAGCUCAUGUCCGCCGCUCCAGUGAGUGCUGUGAAAGAAAAUAAA
This is a messenger RNA of Syngnathoides biaculeatus (alligator pipefish), 3802 nucleotides long. RefSeq names its product ubiquitin specific peptidase 5 (isopeptidase T) (gene usp5). The record is from RefSeq and is a predicted model, not a curated record. Gene Ontology annotation, biological process: protein deubiquitination. Gene Ontology annotation, molecular function: protein binding; cysteine-type deubiquitinase activity; zinc ion binding. Bases 730 to 3294 code for a protein of 854 amino acids. Lineage: Eukaryota; Metazoa; Chordata; Actinopteri; Syngnathiformes; Syngnathidae. The transcript is spliced from 19 exons.